AGGGCACUCAAGCGCAACACAAAAUGGUCAACCUUCGAAAUAAUUCGACACGAGGUUUGCAGGUCAUUCAAGCGAACCUCCAAAGGUCCAAACUUGCAACCACAGAGCUCCACAUGGCGGCCCAGCGGAAAGGCGUAAAGAUAGCUCUCGUUCAGGAACCCUACGUAGGAAGAACGGGAUGCUUGAAGCAAAACGCAGGCACACAAGUCAUCCAGUGCACCCUGGGCAGACAGAAACCUGUUAAGGCGGCGGUAAUAGUCUUCGGGGGCGAGCUGGAGGUCAUUCAUGACCCUCAGCUGGUCACCGAGAACAUAGCAGCCGUUUUAAUAAAGGUUGGGGCAAUCAAGUUUGCGGUCCUGUCGGUUUAUUUCGAAGGCGACCAAGACAUAACACCAUACAUAAACACAGUGAAACAUGUACUCAUAAAAACUCAAAAAUACACACCCAACGUCAUUGUAGGAGGAGACGUGAACGCCUGGAGCCAGUGGUGGGGGAGUAACUCCGAAGACCACCGAGGCGCAGAGUAUAAUUCGUUUAUCAGCGAAAUGGAACUACACAUCCUCAACAUCGGACAAACACCCACCUUCGAGACGUACAGAGGGGAUAGGCUGUACACGAGCAUCGUCGAUGUAACCGUGUGCAGCAUGUCCCUCCUGAACAGGAUCGAGGGUUGGAAAGUAGAUAGAAGCCUGACGUCAUCGGACCACAACGCAAUUACCUUUGCCAUACGCCUGGAGAAACCCUUGGAACCCUUAAGGCCCAUCUCCACACGUAUCUAUAACACCAAAAAGGCGAAAUGGUCCGAGUUCAAGGAGCACCUAGAACAGCUCCUUGAGGAAAAAGGCAUAACUCCGUCCAGAAUCCAAGCAAUAGAAACAACACUGCAAAUGGAGACCAUAAUAAGCGAAUAUACUUCUGCCAUCCAUCAAGCUUGCGAGAAAGCAGUACCCAAGCUUAAGGCCCGCAAUUUCGAUUCCAAACCACCCUGGUGGUCCCCUUCUCUGGAGGAACUCCGAAAGGAUGUCCUAAGGAAGAAGAGGAGAAUUCGGAAUGCGGCCCCUUCACGUCUAAACCACACAAUUCAGGAGUACUACAUGACGAAAGCAAACUAUAACUCACAAGUCACAGACGCAGCCACCACAAGCUGGAAAGAAUUCUGUUCCACACAAGAUAGGGAAAGCAUGUGGGACGGGAUUUAUAGGGUCUUAAGGAAGACAGCGAGGCGAGAAAACGACGCGCUCCUUACCAGCACAACGGGCGAAACCUUGAGCCCAGAGCAAUCGUCGCAAUUACUCGCUGAGACCUUCUAUCCAGCAGACAACACACAAACAGAUACUCCACAACAAAAACACAUACGCACGUUGACGGAGCGUAACCCCGGGCAAAUAGCAGAACUUGCGGAAAACGACCCACCGUUCAAACCUGCGGAGCUGGAACUGGUAAUACAAAGCCAAAAUCCGAAGAAAGCCCCAGGACCGGAUGGGUUGACAGCAGACAUAUGCACGAUGGCUAUCAGCUGCAAGAAGGAAGUAUUUCUGGCCAUGGCCAACAAGUGUCUUUCACUAGCAUACUUCCCCAAACAGUGGAAAGUAGCCCACGUGUGUAUACUCCGCAAGCCCGGUAAAGACGACUACACCCAGCCGAAGUCGUACAGACCGAUCGGACUCCUCUCGGUUAUGGGUAAAAUCGUCGAAAAGCUCAUAGUCAACAGAGUACAACACCACCUCAUCCCCACACUUAACACACACCAGUACGGUUUCAUGCCACAGCGAGGAACCGAGGACGCUCUCUAUGCUCUGGUAUCGCACAUACGUGCAGAGAUAAAGGCCAAAAAGGUGGUGCUUUUAGUAUCACUGGACAUAGAGGGAGCCUUCGAUAACGCCUGGUGGCCAGCAAUAAAACACCAACUCAUUGUUAAAAAGUGUCCCAAGAACAUCUACAGUACGCUGGCAUCAUACCUAGAGGACCGAGUGGUAUGCGUGAACUACGCCAGGUCCAAGAGCGAGAAGGAAACUACGAAAGGAUGCGUCCAGGGCUCAAUAGCCGGUCCGACGCUAUGGAACCUUAUCCUAGACUCGCUCUUACAUAAAAUAACAAGCACAGGAGAGUUCUGCCAAGCGUACGCAGACGAUGUGGUACUGGUCUUCUCAGACAAAGACGUCUCCGUCCUGCAACAAAGAGCAGAAAGGACACUGGAGUAUGUGACCGAGUGGGGUAUUCAGAACAAGUUAAACUUCGCAGCGCACAAAACCAAUGCAAUGGUUCUGACGAAGAAACUUAAGUACGAUGUCCCGGUCGUUCGCAUGCGAGGUGUCCGGCUAAAUCUCGUAAACGAGAUCAAGUUGUUAGGACUAGUUAUAGACAACAAACUCACCUUCAACGCACACGUAUCCGCCACGUGUAAGAAAGCUGCGGACAUAUACAAACAGCUAGCAUGUGCAGCGAGGGUGACGUGGGGACUGAAAAGAGAAGUAACCAGAACAAUCUACGUGUCGGUGAUAGAGCCAAUCGUGCUUUGCGCAGCGAGCGCAUGGGCCCCUGCGGCUGAGAAGCUGAUGGUAAGAAACCAGCUAGACUCACUGCAAAGGGGUUUCGUGCAGAAGAUCUGCAAAGCGUACCGCACGGUGUCUCUGACAUCGGCACUUCUUCUCUCAGGACAGCUGCCUCUCGACCUUCGGGUAGCCGAGGCAGCCACCUUGUUCAGGGUUAAGAAAGGAUACUCAGACGAGUUCUUACCACCCGGAAGGGAGGUGGAGCGAAAAGUCGAGUACCUCCAACAUCCACAUCCGUCAAAACUUGUGCUCACGGAAUACCAGCAGCUGGAAGACUUCAACUCCGAAACCGUAGAAACUCACCAGGUGGUCGGUCCUCACAUAUAUACCGACGGAAGCAAAAUAGAGGGCAAAGUAGGAGCAGCCCUAACCUGGUGGGACGGAGGAAAGGAGGUGAAGCAAAGAACCUUCCGGCUAGAGCCACACAACACUGUCUUCCAAUCGGAACUUUACGCACUGUUCAGAGCAGUCAAGUUGGUGAAGGAGAGCCGAUGUGGCGCGGCCAGUAUCUUGAGCGAUUCCAGAUCGUCUCUCGACCUGCUGAGGUGCCCCAGAGCAACACACCAACUGGCCCAUAACAUCAAAGAGAUGGUGCGUGGAAUCCGGGAGGAGGGCAGAAACGUGAAACUCUUCUGGUUGAGAGCACACGUAGGGACACCUGGAAAUGAGCGAGCGGAUGAGCUGGCCAAAAAGGCGGCUCUCACCAAAAAGACAGCGCCAGACUACAACAAAGUCCCAAUUUCGUUCGUGAAAAAGAGCAUACGCGAGGAAACGGUUAAGAGGUGGCAGGAAAGGUAUGAAUCCUCCAGCACGGGUUCGGUGACAAAAGUGUUCUUCCCAAAUGUCCUUGGGGCAAAAAGAACAACUGAGCUAAUAACUCUCACACCGACUCUGGUACAGAUCUUUACCGGACACGGGGGGUUCUCAGCAUAUCUACACCGUUUCCACCUCAAAGACUCUCCAUCUUGCGUAUGCGACCCAGACACGGACGAAACAGUCUGGCACUUACUCUUCGAAUGUCCAAGAUUUAGCAGAGACCGAAUAGAGCUAGAGCACAAGCUAGAUGUGAGUCUAGACUUGACCACCAUAAGCUCGGUCAUGGAGGAUAAGACCACAAGACCUCCAUUCUUGGAAUUCGCGAGUAAAGUCGCAGAAGCCGCCAUAAAAGCCAACUCCACAAGGCAAAGUAUAAACACCGUACCUACGACACAAGCACAAUCACUGACACAAACACCAACCAUGACACAAACACAAACACUGACACAAUCACCAAUCCCGACACAAACACAAACACUGACACAAACACCAACCCCGACACAAACACAAACACCAAUCCCGACACAAACACAAACACCAACCCAGACACAAACACCAACACCAAUCCCGACACAAACACAAACACUGACACAAACACAAACACUGACACAAACACAAACACAAACACCGACACAAACAAAAACAUCGACUGAAACACAAUCACUGACACAGGCCAGGACAUCAAAACGAACACCGACACAAAACCAAACAAUGGCACCGACACACAAACACAUAGACUCGAACAAUACACAGACUACAAUAGCACCGACACCAACACACCUUAACACGACCCUACUUAAUUGGGGGGCAGUAGGCGAACCCGGCAUAAGACUGAGAAGCGUUGCCCUGUUCAUGAACAGAGACCAGGAAAGUUUCGGGAUCAGUUUCUGUAAACCUAAGAGAAGAAGAGUAGCCAUACCGCCGGGCCUGGCAGCCUUAGCAAACGGUAGCACAGAAAAAGCGAGCAUAGAAGCCAAACGGUACAACACCUUACCGGAAGUGGACUUCUUUGAUAUCCGAUGCCGGGUAAUGCAGCUCAAGGAGAAGAGAGUUGUAUUGCUCGAGUGGAAUCAAGACAGUCCAUUUACCCAGGCGAGCUCGCUGCUACAAAAGCUAGGGACAUCAGGAAGCGUUCCAAAGACCAUCAGCGUGGACGCCAUGGUCAUCGAAGGCGUCAAAGGAACCACGGCGGACCGUCUAGGCUGCUUAAAGGCCGCUGGGAAACAUGAACUUGUAGUGUACGAGGAUAGGGGAGAAGAUCUUAGUUAUCUUAGAUCCCCGAAGAAGAGUCCAAAAACACCUGACUCAAAGUCCUCGUCACCGGAAACACCCAGCGGGUCUGAGCGAGCACAGGAAAAGAUAACCGCAGAAAGAGAGGUAGCCGCUCAGACAAACAGAAACUCCCCGGAACAACAGGAGCAACAAAAAUCUCGACUUGCCAGGUUCAAGUCCUUCCUUCACUCCACACUCAAGCAGCGUCGGAUGGGAGUGAUCCACUCCGGCCUGUUUAACGCGCCCAUUGACCAAGAGGCAGCAACCGCGGCUUUCGUCAGAGAACCCCCGUGGGUAAGGCCGGAACUGCCGCUUCAACCGUCAAGAGCAGCAAUGGGCCAAGUCAGUCCUCCAACAUAUAUACCGGUGUCAGAACCCGCAGAUCACGUGUACAACGCCUUUCUCGAGUUCCUGGCAGUUGUGAGAGCGACCAAACAGCUUAACCUCACAACAUGCAGGAAAAUCUUGCAGACUUUCAAUCUUCGGAACGAGGGUCUGUUAAGAGUACUACUCGAAGAGGCGGGGGCGGCGGUGUAUGAUAACUCCACAUCCCAAGUCAUCAUAGGAAAAAUGGGGGAUUCAUACAUGGCUGCUUAUUGCGCGACCUGCGGUUUCGUGGCACUGGACGAGGACGAGACGAAAAGGAAGGGCAAGCCAGUCUUCCAAACGCCUCCGGAAGACACAACAGUGGUCGUGGCCAGUUGCACUGAAAUAAUGCUGGACGAUAAGUUCCUCAAGAUGGCGCAAACCAUCGAGGGGACUUCGAAAACAUACGAUCCAGCAUUAUGGAACCUAGGUAACAUCAAAUGGGUGAACGGAGUACCGGGGUGCGGCAAGACAACUUGGCUGGUGAAGCACUUCGAUGGGGAGGACGACGUGGUGGUCACCACGACGACAGAAGCUGCCAAAGACCUGAGGAAGAAGCUCUCGCACCGGGUAGGGGAAAAAACGAAGACAAAGGUGCGGACUAUGGCUUCCGUUCUAGCAAACGGGUUUAAAGAGGGCGAGAAGUGCCGAAGAUUGACAGUGGACGAAGCCCUCAUGAACCACUUCGGAGCCAUAGUCAUGGCAGCAAAGUUGUCGGGAGCCAGCGAAGUCGUCCUCAUCGGGGAUGUCAACCAGCUGCCAUACUUGGACAGAGACAACCUAUUUCCACUCAGGUAUAUCCGUCCGGGUAUGGUAGCGUCAGUGACGCAGGAGUUGCUCUGCACGCACAGAAACCCCAUGGACGUCGCGCUCGCACUGAGUGAGAUCUACAAUGGAAUUUACUCGUCAAAAACAUCUGCGAGUAAUAUCCAUUCCCUGAAAGUGUUUGGUUACUCGGGUGCGGUAAUACCGAAAGAAACCCAGAACACGCUGUUCCUGGUGCACACACAGGAGGAGAAAUCCUCCUUGAGUGCCCAGGGAUACGGAUCUGGGAAAGGCUCUCGCACCUUGACCAUCCACGAAUCUCAGGGUCUCACAUAUGAGCGCGUCGUCAUAAUAAACACCCGCAGUCGAAUCCGGAUCCACGACAGCGUCCCUCAUGCGGUUGUGGCAGUGUCGCGCCAUAAAUCCAGCUGCGUCUACUACACCGACGACGCCAGCGACGCGAUAGGCCGCUUCUGCAGGAAAGCCAUGGAUGCGCCAACAGCCGCAGUUGUCGACUACAAUCUAAAGACAGCGAUGCAGCACCGAAACAUGGCGAUCGCGGAGGCGCUGACCGAGCUUCGACAAAACAUCCACUCCCAAUCCCAAUGAUCCCAAUCCCAAAUUGUAAAUGUGUUACUGUAAGUGUAAGUCUAGAAAUGUGUAUUAAUUAAAUAAUAAAUGGGUUAAUAAUAA
Molecule: messenger RNA, 6464 nt
Organism: Trichoplusia ni (cabbage looper)
Lineage: Eukaryota; Metazoa; Arthropoda; Insecta; Lepidoptera; Noctuidae
Exons: 1
Coding region: 24-6380 (2118 amino acids)
Molecular function (GO): nucleic acid binding; ATP binding; RNA-DNA hybrid ribonuclease activity
Source: RefSeq, a predicted model, not a curated record